Molecule: messenger RNA, 1030 nt
Organism: Gastrolobium bilobum
Lineage: Eukaryota; Viridiplantae; Streptophyta; Magnoliopsida; Fabales; Fabaceae
Product: embryo-specific protein ATS3B-like
Exons: 3
Coding region: 30-596 (188 amino acids)
Molecular function (GO): protein binding
Source: RefSeq, a predicted model, not a curated record
AUAUAAUAAAUAAAACCCGUGAAAGUGAGAUGUUCCUCCUUCUUUCUCAAAGUACAAAACAGGGUUUGCAACUCUCCGGCAAAAGAAUGAAAUUUCCGACUUUAAUCCUCACAUUUUUCAUCAUAGCUUCCUUCUCACAAGCAACACCAAUAGCCACUAAGCCUCAAGCCAACGAAUCUUUCAAACCGAACCAAACCCAGUUGCAGCAGCAGAAAGAGGGUAGCUCCUGCACUUACACGCUCACCAUAAAGACUAGCUGCAGUUCUCCCUCAUAUACAACAGAUCGUAUCAGUAUUUCAUUUGGAGACGCUUAUGGCUAUCAGGUUUAUGUUCCAAGACUUGAUGACCCUUCUUCAGGAACAUUCGAGCGGUGCUCUACGGAUACGUUUGAGAUAUACGGACCAUGUACAUACCAAAUCUGCUACCUAUACCUAUACAGGACAGGGUACGAUGGUUGGAUACCAGAUAAAGUGACCGUACAUGGUUAUAACUCCAAGCCUGUUACAUUUUACUACAACACUUUAAUUCCUUAUGGUGUUUGGUAUGGUUUUGAUUAUUGUCGUGGUUAUGCUUCUUCUGCUACAGCAGUAGUGUAGUCGACUUUCUUAGCCCCAAGAAAAAAUCAAGUAAAAUAAGUGAACCAUGUUAUGUGGGUUCUCAAUGUAAUGGACCUUCUACAAUCCAUUUUUUAUAUGGGUUUUCUUUAUGUCUCUAGGCUUUACUAUCUACGUCCCACAUUACUAUGUGAUAUAUUCGAUUUGAAAGACUGGUUAUUUUUGUCCAUAUACCAAGGCUUGUUUGUGGUUAUUAGAUCUUGUUGAGAUAUAUAAUCUCACCCUUUGAGCUAGCUUUUGGGUGGUGUAUCCCAAAGUUCUUUACAUGGUAUCAGAGUCUCGCUCUCUUCCCCACUUUCUCUUGUGGAGUUUCUUAGCACAGGUAGGCUGGGCCUGUUGCAUUCUCCACGCUUCAAGCCUAAAGGUCUCUUGCGUAAGGGGACGUGUUGAGAUAUAUAGUCUCACCUUGGUUGUAU